Messenger RNA from Cucumis melo (muskmelon), 1132 nucleotides. RefSeq lists its product as uncharacterized. The transcript is spliced from 8 exons. Bases 37 to 921 code for a protein of 294 amino acids. Gene Ontology annotation, biological process: protein phosphorylation. Gene Ontology annotation, molecular function: protein serine/threonine kinase activity. The record is from RefSeq and is a predicted model, not a curated record. Lineage: Eukaryota; Viridiplantae; Streptophyta; Magnoliopsida; Cucurbitales; Cucurbitaceae.
GUUAGAAUUGGAGGGAAUUGGACAAGGGGAUGAUGCAUGACUCAACAAAACUCGAGAGAAACUGAGGAGCAUCCUCGAUUCUCUCUCAUUGUUGCAUAUUCCAAUUCCGCCGCAAUGAGUAGUCCUUCAGAAUCAUCUAAAGCGAAGAAACGCCGAAGAGAGGCCGAAAUUGAAGACGAUGGUGGGGACAAUACUGAAAAUUUCUCUUUGGAGGACUGUCUUACAUUUAACGAUACUUUGGCGGCGCUUCAUAUGAUGCGAGCUCAGUUUCCCACCAUUGACAAGGUGUCAAUUCAGCCAUUCAUUUUGCAAUCACAGUUGUAUAGUAGUUUGAAAGACCGAACAGAAGUAGACAGGGAACUAGAGUGUCUAAAACGAGAAAAAGUAGUGCGGGUAUUCAAACUAAAUACUGGACAAGAUGAUCAUGCAAUAAUGUUUUUGGAUGACUAUCUGAAGCAGAUUGACCAUGCGAUAUCAAGAUUUGAAGAAAGGAUGAAACGUGGCAAGGAGAUUUUUCUAUGGUUUAAGACGCAUGUUAUUGAUUGCAAAUUGGAACCUAGUAUUGGACAUCAGGAGCUUUGCACUCUCUUAUCUCUUGGGGGAAAGAUUAAAGAUGAAGAUAUCUCCCUCCUGAUGAACACUGGACUCUUAAAUCGCCAACUUAUAGAUCCAAACGUGUAUUGGUUUGCAAUUCCAAGUAUUGGUUCUGUACUGAAAGACAUUUCUCAGGGUAGAAAGGAACUCGUUUCUUUGCUGAAACGUACCAAAUACAAAGAAAUGAUGAUGACAUCUUUGCAGAAAAAGCGUCUUCGCUUUUCUUCACUUGAUAUGAGAUUUCAUAUACGAGAUUUAAUUGGCUCCGGUUACCUCCGAACUGUGCAGUCACCGACAGGCUUACUUGUUCAGUUAUCGAAAGAUUAAAAUCAGGAGGACUGAAUCAUAUGCUUCUGUUUGCUUUCCUCCCCCACUUGUUUAUUAACUAAGUAAUUUGCUAUUACUUCAAACUUUCUUGUAUUUGGGGCGCUACUUUCCUUUCAUUAAAUCAAUGAAAAUUUUUAUGUCCUUUCAAAGAAAAAAAAGAUCUAUCACUUGAAUAGUCUUUAAUAUAUAAUAUACUAGAAUUCAGAGAAAA